Messenger RNA from Phragmites australis (common reed), 1780 nucleotides. RefSeq names its product probable membrane-associated kinase regulator 2. The record is from RefSeq and is a predicted model, not a curated record. The transcript has 2 exons. Lineage: Eukaryota; Viridiplantae; Streptophyta; Magnoliopsida; Poales; Poaceae. The coding region runs from base 272 to 1477 and encodes 401 amino acids. Gene Ontology annotation, cellular component: plasma membrane.
CGUCCAACCCCACCCGGGUCACUCUGCGCUCUGCUCCUCGUCUCUUUGCCAUUGAUGCUGCCACGCCACCACGACCUUGUCCUCCUCUUGCGCCCCCUCACGCCUCUCUCCUCCUCGCCUCAAAAGGCUCCCCAAAAGAGUCUUUUUUUGAGUGUUGAGAGUCAAGUAGGGACUAGGGACUAGGGAGUAGUUGGGCUUGGAACUGAGUGAGCGAGAAUUGACUGCCGAGGAGUGAGUGAGUGAGUAGCUCUGUGCAUCUCUGCUGUUCGUCAUGGAGUCCUUCAGCUUCCUCAAGUACUUGCGCGGUGGCCCGGUCGGUGGCAACCAGCGCGCGCCCGUGGCCGCCACGACCAUAGCCGCGACGGUGUGUGAGGACGGUGGAGGGGGAGGAGGUGGCAGUGGGGACGUCGACGACGACGCCUCCUUCUUCGACCUGGAGUUUGCGGUGCCCGGCGACGAGAGCGCGGCGUCCGACGCGGAGGAGGAGAGGGUCGAGUUCAACUUCGCCGUCGCCGGCGACGACGUCGCAUCUGGCGGGGGCGAGGUGGUGGCCGUCGACGCGGUGGCGCCGACGGGCGGAGAGUCCGGCGACGGGAAGGACGACGCAGAGCUGUCGGCCGAGGUUGCGCCGGUGCCGGCGUCGACGUCGUUGCUCCGGCCGGCGACCAAGUUCCGCGUGCUGCUGCUGAAGCUGAGGAAGCCGAAGGUCCCCGUCCCGGGCGAGAGCAACGGAGGCGUUGGCGGCGCACCGGCGGCUAAGCAGGCGAACCGGUUCUUGAUAAAGUUCCGGGUGGACGACGCGCCCCUCGUCUCGCUUUUCACGCGCGACAACAGCUCUCGCACCUCCGACGCCGGCGCCGGCGCGGACAGGCCGGCGGCGGUCCAGGCAGCGCAGCCCCAGGAUGCGGCGGCGGCGGCUGCGAUCACCGCUGAGGAACGGCGCUUCGCGAAGGAGGUGCUCCUCAAGUACCUGAACAAAAUCAAGCCGCUCUACGUCAAAGUCUCCCGCCGCUACGGUGAGCGCCUCCGCUUCGCCGGCGCCAGCGAGGGCGAGGAGACGGACGCCGAGCCGGACCCCGCGCCGUCGCCCGCCCCAUCCCCCUCCCCGUCCCAGCUUCCGUCCGCAGCGGCCCCGGCGCCGCAGCCAGUCGUCGUGGCAUGCGGCGUGCGUGCGCCGCGCGCCAGCGUCCCGGCCGGGCUGAAGCAGGUCUGCAAGCGCCUGGGCAAGAGCCGCUCCGCGUCCUCCGCCGUGGCCGCCGCGCCCUCGCCGCCUCCCUCGGCCACUCCGCAGCCGCAGCGCCGGGACGACUCACUGCUGCUGCUGCAGGACGGCAUCCAGAGCGCCAUCGCCCACUGCAAGCGCUCCUUCAACGCCUCCAAAGGGUCCGAGUCGCCGCUGCUCCUGCGGCCCAUGACGAUUAGCGACCCGAGGGACGGCAGGGCGGCCGACACCAAUGACAGCGGCGACGGCGCGUGAGGCGGGGCCGUCCGAUCCGCUGAUACAAAGACGAGCUGUGAUCGCCGUAGUCAAGUAGUAUUAAGGUAGAUGCUACUAGUGUUAUUAGCCUCAUGAUGAAAGCGUGCAUGUGUGCUCUCUUCCUUGUCUUAUCGUGGCCCAAAAGAUUUGUUUUUUGGGCCACGAUGAACUUCUGGGUUGUGCCUACCUGCAUGCUCUCACCGUCUAGUUGGAUGAUAAUUUGGUGCCGUAGUAGCAGCACCAUCUCCCAUGUGAAGUCGCUUCCUUCCUACUACUAGUAAAUUGAUCCUCCUCUGUGUCCCU